Messenger RNA from Perkinsus marinus ATCC 50983, 580 nucleotides. RefSeq lists its product as hypothetical. The record is from RefSeq and is a predicted model, not a curated record. Bases 23 to 448 code for a protein of 141 amino acids. Lineage: Eukaryota; Perkinsozoa; Perkinsida; Perkinsidae. The transcript has a single exon.
AGCUCGGUUGUCCUCCACCGCUAUGAAGCAGUCAGCUUUCAUCCUCUUCGCGUCCUUCUGCGGAAGCAUUGUGGUUCCAUCGCUGUCGGCGGUUCCCCCACCCAUGGGAGAGUACUACGACGAUCCCGAUGGCGAUGUGUCUGGUAAACUCACCUUCUAUCCCGAUUACAUCCUGAACAUCCAUGUCAACCUCUAUGGCUGUGCCAUUUCUGUGAGCGGUGUGAAAUAUUCGCAGCUAAUCCAUGUAGGCAUGAUGAAUUACAAGUUCACUAUCUCUUAUGCUGGGACGGACCUCGCGAAGCAGAUCAACGCAUGUAAGAGUUCUGAAAUUACCAUUAAAGAUUUUGACAAACCCUUGUUAUACACAUAUAGAACUAUUGAGCCCAAGAGGAACAGUAUAACUACCAGUUGGGGCCCGACCACAGGAUUGUUCUUCCAUGAGAACUGAAAGUUGGUCACUCGAAGGAGCUAUUUCGGACCAACCUACUUUCCAAAGCUGGAAAAUUUUCAUUAUUCGGAGGUCCUUUGAAAGGACUCCUCCGGGGAGGAUCAAUCUUUCUAUUUGCCGGAUUGUAUCGAC